AACUCAUUCGUAUUCCCCACAUGCCAUCUCUUAUCAUCACUCGGAGCAAAGCGCGGAAAAGAUGGAUCAAAAGUAAAAAGCUUUAUGGUUUCAGCUCUACCCUUCCACAUAUUACAUAUUUGAUCCUAUUCCCUGCCUCGGCGGCCUUCUACACGUGAUCCGCCAUGGAAAGCGGAGGAGAAGAAGUCCAGCGACCGAGGUUGUAAACGUCAACACUCGUAACGCGCCGAGGAAGGGGGAAGCCAUACUCGGGAUGCACGCAAGAGAAAGGGAUGGCUUUUGUCCUCUGUGACUGGUAAGCGAACUGCGUAGCCAGCAAGUCAAACCCACGCUUCUUAAAGAAAGCAGGGCACUCCAGCUUCUUCCUCCGUGAUUAAGACGCCACCAUACCUUUUUCCAUCUUUCCUAUCCUCUCCCUUCUUUUUUUCUUCUGGUUCGAUUCCGUUUGCAGACGUUCAAGCAAUAAUGGAGCACAGGAAGAGCUGGCAAGUUCCCACCUUUGGGGACUGGGAUUAUGGCGACCAGAUGCCCAUCACGCAGUAUUUCGAGUCCGCGAGGCAAGCGGGGCUGGUUCGAGCUGGUUCCUUAGCGGCAAGUUAUGAGGAAGAUCUCUUCAAUGUGCCGGUUGCGAUGCCGGUGAAGUUGGCUUACCAGGACGGCCUUUAUCACCGGAAGGUGAGGGAUGAAAAUGGCAGUGGAAGAGAGAAGAAGUCGUGCUCUAAGGAGCAGAAACAGAGGAAACAAGGAAGGGCCUCCGCCGCCGGAGUUGUAGGGCCGCCGAGGAAACCUAUAGCCGCUCCUAAAGCGGUGGAUGAGGAUUUGUACAAGAUUCCACCUGAGCUUCUUCGCCGGAAGCCAAAGAAAAAGACAUUAGUGAGGAAUUUGUUCUUAGGAUGUCUGGGGCUGAACUGCGUCGCCUGAGCUCUGCUUCAGACGGCUCCAUAACUCUACACCAACUGCUGUUAGCUCUGCUUCUUUCCUCUUUUUCUUAAAUCUAACGUUUUAUUUGAAGAAUUACAUUGUAUGACUAGAAUUAUUAUAAAAUGAUGGGGAGAAUUCCUCACUUUUAUGUUUCCUCUUUGUAUUUUGAAGUGGAGAUGAUAUUUCUCGCUAUAAAUGUGACUCCAUAUUGA
Molecule: messenger RNA, 1133 nt
Organism: Phalaenopsis equestris
Lineage: Eukaryota; Viridiplantae; Streptophyta; Magnoliopsida; Asparagales; Orchidaceae
Exons: 4
Coding region: 466-921 (151 amino acids)
Source: RefSeq, a predicted model, not a curated record